GGGGGAGUGAAGGCGCGAGAACGCGAGUGCGCGUGCGCGUGCGGCGGGGCUUUCUCCAGAGCCGUCGGAGGGAGCUGGAGCACUUCUCCCGAGUUGGUGAUCAGUCGGUCGUCAUCCAACAUGCAGAAGUGAGUAGUGAAAAGCAGCAGAGCUGAUGGGUCGUGAGGAUGUAAGUGUGUUUGAAGGCUCUCACACCCCCUACUCCAGGACAGAAUCAUGAAUAAACUGGAGGACAAGAAGGACCAGAUGAUACCAUGAAGAGAAGUUUACAGGCCCUCUAUUGCCAACUGUUAAGCUUCCUCCUGACCUUGGCCCUGACCGAAGCACCGGUAUUUGCUGCCCAGGAACCAUCUCCCAGGGAGUCUCUUCAGGUCCUGCCUUCAGGCACCAUGGUGACAGCACCACUCAGCUCUGCCAAACACUCAUCCGAGAUGGCUGCCCCCACCUCCGUGGUGACGCCGAGCCCCCGUCCUGACGGGUCCUUCUCACAGGCUGAGGCCCCCGUGACAACAACAACACCCUAUGCAGAUGGACACCCUCCUGCCAACACCUUCUCCACCAUGUUGGCGGCAGCAGCCACCCGUCAUGCUGAAGGCCCCCCCACCACAGGGCCCCAUCCUGCUGCCAUGGCAACCACAUCCUCCCACUCAGAGGACCACCCCCUGGGGGAGGCUGGGCCCACCAUCCUGCUGACAAACCCAACUGGAGCCACCAGCCACCCCACCACUGCACCCCCUCGGGCCAGCACCCGCAGGCCCCCCAGGCCCCCAGGCUCUUCCCGAAAGGGGGCUGGUGGUUCUUCGCGCUCCGCUCUGCCUGCGCUCAGUGGCCACUCCGGGAGAAAGGAAGGCCCACGGGGAAGAAACCAGAGCUCCACACUUCCAGGGCAGAAGCAGUCCCUGGGGAAAAUCUUUCACUUCUACAAAGGCAACUUCACAGGCUCGGUGGAGCCCGAGCCCCCCAGCCUCACCCCCCAGAGCCCGCUCUGGGAUUUCUCCUUCUCGCCACAGACCCCGACAGCGGCCACAACCAGGGCGCCCGGCAGGACCUCGUGGGCACCGAGCACCGCCCCCUCGGUGCGCACAGAAGACAGGCCCGGCCUGAGCAGAGCAGACCAGGGGGGUGGCCCCACCUUCACCAGCCGAGGGGGGGCGCCAGGCGCCACAGCAGCCUCAGGUGCCCCUGCCGGUCCACAACCCGCCCCAGUGCCUUCUCAGCGCCCCCGUGCUGACCCACCCGGCAGCACCGGCCACAGUGACUCCUGGCUGGCUGUCACCCCUGGAACCAACAGACCUCUGUCUGCCAGCUCGGGGGCCUUCACGGCCGCCACGGGGCCCACCCAGGCUGCCUUCGAUGCCAGUGUCUCAGCCCCUUCCGAGGGCAUUCCUCAGGGAGCAUCCUCCGCCACAUCCUCUGCCCCUCAGGUCCCGGCCCACCCCCCCGGGGUCUCAGAAAGCACUGUUUCCCAAGCUGAGGAGGAGCCUGUGGCCACCCCCACCGUGACCAACAGGGUACCCAGUCCUCUCUCCACAGUGGUGUCCACGGCCACAGGGAACUUCCUCAACCGCCUGGUGCCCGCAGGCACCUGGAAGCCUGGAACAGCAGGGAACAUCUCCCAUGUGGCCGAAGGGAGCAAACCCCAGCACAGAGCCACCAUCUGCCUGAGCAAGAUGGACAUCGCCUGGGUGAUCCUGGCCAUCAGCGUGCCCAUCUCCUCCUGCUCGGUCUUGCUGACAGUGUGCUGCCUGAGGAGGAAGAAGAAGACGGCCAACCCGGAGAACAACCUGAGCUACUGGAACAACGCCAUCACCAUGGACUACUUCAACAAGCACGCGGUGGAGUUACCUAGGGAGAUCCAGUCCCUCGAAACCUCUGAGGACCAGCUCUCAGAACCCCGCUCCCCAGCCAACGGCGACUACAGGGACACGGGGAUGGUCCUCGUCAACCCCUUCUGCCAGGAGACCCUGUUUGUGGGGAGCGACCAGGUGUCCGAGAUCUGACUGCAGCAGCCUCGCUCUGCCCUCCCCUACCUUCUGUCUCUGAAUUAUAAACAUACAAAUAUAUAUUAUAAAUAUAAUCUUUGUGUAACCCUGACUUAACGAGAAACAUGUCAGCUUUUUUUUUCCCUAAGAAUUGUCAACAUCUUUUUUAUAAGUGUGGUUUAAAAAAAAAAAAAACACUUUACAGAACGGUCCGUGGCUUUAUAAAAUAAAGGUAUUUCUAAGCAAAGCAGUUGCAUUGAUUGCUUCUCUUAAUAACUGCCCUUGAGCACUUGGGGGUCCCAGCAGCCCCCGGCAGGUGAGGGAAUGUCACACGCACGGCCCUUGAGUGAUUCUUGAAGCUCAGGUUCCUCUUGGUUCCAUGUGACCCCUGCCCCCACUCCUUACUCACACGGUGAAGGGCCACUGGGGGAAGAGGACGGCAGAUCUCCACACUAAAGCAGGACAGGGGACGUGUCGCCCCCCAGCGAGGAGCCCCCUGGGGCCUCACACUGACACCGUGACUGUGGAGGGUAAUUCCGUCCGGACAGCCAGGCAGGGGCAGCAGCCCUCCGGAAUCCAUGAAGGUCAUCGGGCGUCUUCAGGCCACGUCCCCUAACGUCACACGGCAGGACCCUGGCUGUGCGGACCACGGGCCCGCCUGCCCCUGGAGAGGAAAGACUCCGCCCCAAGCACACGCGUAUCCUCCGCUCCGCCCACGUCUGCUUUCAACACUCGUGCCUUUCUCUGGAGAGGGUUUCGACACGGCCCCCGCCAGGAGCUUGAGGAUGCUGCCCUCUUCAAGGACCACGAGUGUCUGGGGGUUCAGCUUCGCUUCCUCAAAGGCCAUGGGGUUGUGUCCCUGAGGAGCGUGUGGUGUAAGAAGCCUCGGAGUGUGGAGCUGCCGUUCUCUAAAUCGUCCUCCUGCGAUCCCAUAGAAACGAGGUUGCCAAAGCGGUCACUUGGGAGAGGAAUCGUGGUGUCCCUUCCGGCACUGCAGACCCCCGUGGGGGUCAGCAGAUGGACUCGCUGCCCAGCUCUCAUUCCCGGUGCCCCCUCACGGCUCCCCGCCGUGGGCAGGCGGCCUCCCCCACCCACCACCCAGGCUGCGACCCACCCGGCCAGCAGGGGUCAGACCCUCAGAGACCGGAGGGGCCUCCAGAGGUGGCCGCUUCUCCCUUUGUUCCCCCACGGGUAGUGGCUGGGACAGAAGAUACUGCUUUAACACUCCCUUUCUCUAGAAUAAAAAUAGUUUGAUAGUAUAUAUUUUGAAUAUAGAUGUUCUUAUAGUCAGACUGGAAAUUGAACUUGAAUGUUGAUACAUAUGUUUAUGUUGUUGCUGUGGUCUUGUUACCAUAACCUCUUUCUUCCUACAUUUUCCUUUAAAAAAAAAAAGAUGGCCUUCCAAAACGUGUGUUCUCAGUGUUGUACGAGCGUGUGUGACGGGCGUUUGCCGGUUGUCUCUCUCUAAACUCUGCCGACCACGGCGAAGCUGGCGCGGUGUCGUCCUGAGAUUCGCUUUCCGAUGUGCUGCUGUCCGACUUUUCUCUUCACCAUAAUCUCUCUGUCAGCCGUGGCAUUUACCGUGUCAAUGUGUGUGUGUGUAUAUAUAUGCAGAAAGAAAUCUGUUUGUAAACUAAAAUUCAUAUAUAACAUAUGUAACAGAGGUACAUAUGUUAUAUAUACAGAUGUGGAUGUAUGACUUAUUUUUCCUUAUCGACAGAAUUCAGCUACCACCUAUAUAUAAAUAAACUUAUUUUAUUAGCCA
Molecule: messenger RNA, 3747 nt
Organism: Phyllostomus discolor (pale spear-nosed bat)
Lineage: Eukaryota; Metazoa; Chordata; Mammalia; Chiroptera; Phyllostomidae
Gene: TMEM108
Product: transmembrane protein 108
Exons: 6
Coding region: 255-2000 (581 amino acids)
Biological process (GO): postsynaptic density organization; dendrite extension; retrograde axonal transport
Cellular component (GO): postsynaptic density; endosome membrane; early endosome
Source: RefSeq, a predicted model, not a curated record